Molecule: messenger RNA, 1920 nt
Organism: Striga hermonthica
Lineage: Eukaryota; Viridiplantae; Streptophyta; Magnoliopsida; Lamiales; Orobanchaceae
Source: the annotation of a GenBank genome assembly
AUGCAAGGGCACAAAAGUUUCAUUACUACCCUGCCCGAGAGCUUGAGCUUCGAACAUGGCUCCACAUCAAGUGAGCCUGUUACAGAGUCCCAAAUAUCUUGGAAUAAUAUACAGACAUCUCCCCCUAAUCGGCUCCCGGACUACAGAACAUCACCAAAUGAAGCAAAUUGUCAGUACCUCCACCCUCAUGGCUGCCAGCUGCUAAAUGUCGAGUGGAGCUCAGGCGAAACUAGUUCCACCACUACACACAGUGAAGGUGAAAAUAAUGAAAGAAAACGAGAACAUGCAUGGUCUCAUUGCCAGACGUCGAAUAUUCUUCCUCCUGACAGUAAUAUCGAUUUAAACUCAAAUAGCACUCAGGCUGAGUUUGAGGAUCCCGAGCAUGACACCUGUCAUAUUAUCGGAAAUUCCUCCGAUUUGCCUUCUGAAAGCAGUGAGCAUAUUGCUGGCGGGGUGGAAAGUGGACAGGGCUUCUCAGUGGACGGCCGGCGCAUGUCGGGCAAGAGAAAAUCACUGGAGGUGCAUGGUGGGCAGUCAUCUGGGGCAGGAAGCUCAACAAGGCCCAUGGAAAACGAGCCAGGUACCAAUAAUAACGUGCCCGAGCAGAUAAACUCAAGACUCAGGCUCGGGACUCUCUUGCCUGAAUCAUUCUCUUAUUCUACCAGAUCCGAGAGUUCUCGGAGGAAUUUCCGGUUGAGGAUCAACGGGUCACAGUCACGCCACCAGGGUCAUGUGCUCUCAGAUGACCCGUCUUCCAGGGAAUUGUCGAGCGUAUCUCUUCGUGAUCGUUUGCUUGACCUGAACCCUCCACCCAUUGCCGAAAACAAUGACCAGACGGGCCUUUUGAAUCCCCCUUCCGCUCGUAGAAACACACAGUCGAGAUGGGCAGCCGCCGGGUCUUCGGCGGCGUCAGGCGAGAGGGAUCCUAUGCUUUACGAUGAAUUCGCGCCUCGAAAUGUGGUGAGAAGCAUUUCCGAACAUCCCAUGUUUGUUCCUGCUCCCGAGAUAGGAUCUACUUCUCGCGUGGGACCCAUUUCGGGUGUUAACUCGUCAGGGCCUUCGUGGGCCAACCGCAGCCGUCCACAAUAUUCCCGUAGGCUAUCGGAAAUUGUUCGGAGGUCGUUGUUAACGUCUGGCGGUAUUGAGUCGUCCGGAGGUGGUCAGAGUAGCAGACAAGCUGUACAGUCAGGCCCGUCACAGAUUUCAUCUGGGCCCAGUAUCCAUGGUCGGCAUUUGUCGGGCUUGAGGUCAGGAUUGUCCGAGAGACAGCAUGUGGAUAGUGCUCUUGAACUGCCACACUCAUUGAGAAGUUUGGCUGCCGGUGGUGAAGGAAGAACGAGUUUAAUGUCUGAGCAGAUUCGCCAUGUCUUGGAUCUCAUGCGAAGGGGGGAGGGGUUGAGAUUUGAGGACGUGAUGGUUCUUGAUCGCUCGCUCUUUUUCGGGAUGAGUGAUAUACACGACCGUCAUCGUGACAUGCGAUUGGAUAUAGAUAACAUGUCUUAUGAGGAGUUAUUGGCCCUUGGGGAGCGAAUUGGAAAUGUGUCAACUGGAAUAAAUGAGGAAACAAUAAUGAGUCGUUUGAAGCUAACAACAAAUGUGAACCGUGCUGAAAAUCAGACAGAGACCGAGCCUUGUAGUAUUUGCAGAGAGGAAUACAUUGAUGGGGAAGAUCUUGGGACCCUCGACUGUGGGCAUGAAUUUCAUAAAAUGUUUGCGCGAAGGCCGCGACGCCUUCAAAAAACUUGCGCGGAAGUGCUUGACUGUAUUUAUGCACGAGCAUCUUCAAUUACCCGCGGCGGGCUGUGCCUGGUCAGAGGCUACAACCGCGGCCCGCCGACCACCAGCUGCCCUUUCGCCUUAGCCAUUUGCUCUUGGGUCUUCGUCAGAACUCCGUGGGACAUUGUCGGUCACAUCGGAUGA